Molecule: messenger RNA, 1479 nt
Organism: Cyclocybe aegerita
Lineage: Eukaryota; Fungi; Basidiomycota; Agaricomycetes; Agaricales; Hemipholiotaceae
Source: the annotation of a GenBank genome assembly
AUGUUCGCCAUCAAGGUCUUCACCAUCAUCCUCAGUGCGUUUUCUGUUACGGCGAGCUCAAUUCCAGCGAAGAAGCAUGCAGACCUCCAUUGGAUUCCCACAUGGACGAAUAUGCCCCAGCUCGUCGAGCCAAAUAACCUUCCACCAGCACCAUUCUUGAGCUCAAAUGCGGUGUUUAGAGACACGACUCUCCGCCAAACUCUCCACAUGUCCGUCGGAGCAGAGAAGAUCCGGAUCGUUUUUUCGAACACAUUCGGUGGCUCCGAGCUCCCUAUCACACUAGCCAACGUCGCGUUGCCAAUAGGUGGAAGGGCAGGCGUGUCAGGCAUCCUAGCUUCACCAAUUGUACCUAUCACGUUCAACGGUGGUGCUACGUCCGUUACGAUCCCUCAGGGAAAGACCAUCACUUCGGACGAGCUUGCGUUCCCAAUACAGCCCCAGCAGAUGAUCACUGUGACGAUGUACCUCCAGCAAGGACAGUCAGGCAACAAUAUUGACGGGCAUCCUGGAAGUCGAACGACGAGCUGGAUGCAGCAAGGCAACCAUGCCACUUCGACGACUCUUAGUGGAACCAGUGUUGUGCAUUGGUACCUCCUCAGUUCCGUCGAGGCACUGGUCCCUCUCGACUACCGUAGUCUCAUCGUUCUAGGGGAUAGUAUUACCGAUGGUCGCGGAAGCGACAACGAUGCGAAUAACCGCUGGCCUGAUCUCCUCCUGGCGCGUCUGCAAAAGAAUGGUCUGACCAACAUCGCCGUCUGCAACCAAGCAGCAGGGGGCAACCGCGUCCUCGCAGACGGCCUUGGGCCCAGCCUCCUCAGCCGCUACAAACGCGAUGCGCUCGACCAGCCCGGCGUAAAGUGGAUCUUGAUCUUUGAGGGAGUCAACGACCUUGGCACCGGCGCAGCUAAUUCAGACACCCAAACUCAGAUAGCGAACCGGCUGAUCGCCGCGUUCGAGCAGAUCGCGGCAGACGCAAAGGCCAAAGGUGUGAAGGUCUUCGGUGCGACGAUCACAGCGUUCUCAGCUCCAGGUGGGGCAAGCCAGCAGGGGUAUUCAGAUCCCACGCGCGAAGCGGCGAGGCAGACGGUCAACAAUUGGAUCUUGACAAGUGGAACGUACGAUGCUGUCAUCGAUUUUGACAAGUUCUUAAGGGACCCGUCGACGCCUAGCCAGUUGGCCCAGCAGUACCAUGGGGGCGAUUAUUUGCAUCCGAAUGUCGCCGGGUACCAGCACCUGGCGGACAUGUUUCCAUUGGAGAUCUUCAACGAUUCGCCACCAGUCCCGACGACACCUGGAACCACCCUCCCGCCGGUGACCGUAGUGCCGCCUCCGCCUCCGUCAACGACGACAACUACCGCCAGUGGCCCUACACAGACGCGCUAUGGCCAAUGUGGCGGACAGGGAUACAAUGGUCCUAAGGCAUGCGCAUCACCUUAUACAUGCCAGGUCUUGAACGACUGGUAUUCACAAUGCCUCUGA